Molecule: messenger RNA, 3338 nt
Organism: Nezara viridula (southern green stink bug)
Lineage: Eukaryota; Metazoa; Arthropoda; Insecta; Hemiptera; Pentatomidae
Source: the annotation of a GenBank genome assembly
CUUGAAGUUCAAAUCCUUUCAUUUAGAUAACGCAGACUUUUAUUUCUUUCCUGGUUUAGUUGCUUCUCAGUUUAAUUCUGAAAUGAGCGAAACAGUUCCCACUAUUCUUCGUGCUUUGGCUUCAUCUGUUGCCGCUGCUUCUAAAGCUGGAGAAAUUAUUAAGAAUGUCUUGACUAAAGGAGACUUGGGUAUAGUUGACAAGGGUGUCAAUGACCUUCAAACUGAAGCAGAUAGGUCAGCGCAAAAAUGUAUCGUACAGACCCUGCGUUCGAAAUUUCCUGGCAUGACAAUUAUAGGGGAAGAAGAUAUUUCUCUUACUGCUUCUGUACCGAGUGACUGGAUUGUCAAAGAUGAACCAGGUUUUAUUACAUCUCUGAGUUGCCCAUCCAAUCUUCAUGAAAUAACAGAUAAAGAUAUUGUUGCAUGGGUCGAUCCAUUGGACGGAACUAGGGAGUUUACUGAAGGCUUUUUAGACCAUGUCACAGUUUUAAUUGGAUUGGCUGUGAAAGGUAAACCUCUCUGUGGUGUGAUACAUCAACCUUAUUAUACUGAAGAUGGCGUAGUUAAAGGACGUACUCUUUGGGCUGUAGUUGGUGUUGGUUUUGGUGGAUUUCAGUUGAAACCUGCUCUAAACGAUAAAUUGAUCGUGACUGUUACUCGAAGUCAUUCUGAUAAAAUUCUUGAAGAUGCUCUUAUAAAGUUAAAUCCUGAUGGUAUUGUCCGUGUUGGUGGAGCUGGACAUAAGGCUAUAAUGUUGAUUGAAGGAAUCGCACAUGCUUAUAUUGUUCCAACCAAAGGUUUGAAACGUUGGGAUACAUGUGCUGUUGAAGCUAUAUUGGAAUCAGUAGGUGGAAAAGUUACUGAUAUUCAUGGAAACAAAUAUGUUUAUUCUAAAGAAACAAACGCAAGUAAUGAUACUGGUAUAAUUGCUGCUAUUGAUGAAAUUUCUCACAAAAAAUGCCAGUCAGUAUUUCAAGAACAAGAAAAUGAUGCUGCAUGCUCUUUAAAAUCUUGAAAUCCAUAAGUUUUUACCAAUUAUUUUAAAUGGUAAAAAUUACUUAACAGUUUCUUUUUAUUGUGGCAGUAAAACACUAAAUGCACUUUUAUUUUGUUUUAUUUGUCUGUGGAUUGUUCAUUAACUAUACUGGUUUUUGUUGGUGCUCUAUUGUAUAAAUUUGUGUUUUUAUUUAUUAGUUUGUAAAAUGAGUCAGUUUUCUAAUGAAAGCUUAUAAAUCUCUUUAUGUUUAGUUCACUCUUUUCAUUGUUAUAAAUUGUGAUUUAGUUAUUACGAGGCCUUACAAAUCCAGAGAUUCAGUGCCAAUAUCACCAACAAUAUUCACUUAUAUACAUCUCUGGAAUGAACCUCUUUACAUCCUAAUCCUGCAAAAACAGACUGUACUUAACACAUAUUCAUCCACAUGACAAUUUCAUGAUCACCAACAGCCGAAUGCCCAAAAUUAUUCAUUUUUAUAUUCCAGGAAAUAAUUUAUUCUUGUUCUUUUAAUUCUAAAUUGAGCUAUUCUAUCACUAUUACUAGUGUCAUUGAAUAUGACAGAAUGUAAUAGUACUCAAUGAAGAAAUGUUUUAAUUCUAAAUAAAUUAAAUUCUAAUUUUUACCAAACAGAGAUAAAGAGAUGCUUUGUGAAUGAAUAUGCAAAAAAUUACCAGAUGAAUAUGUGUUAAUUACCCUCCUAUUUACUUAUUUGACUACCUGCCUUACAUUCAUUCCUUACAACUUUCCACAUACAUUUUAGUCAGCACUAAGUUAUCGAUUUAGUUUAUUUACCAGGUGUGGAUUGUAUUAUCAAUUAUAUAAUAAACUUUAUUAAUUGAAAGAAUAUAGAAUAAGCUAAAAUUUAAGACCUAAUGGAGGAGAAAUUAAUAUGAUAAAUGUCCAAUUGAGAUUGUCUGAAGAAGACACUAAUUAAAAAAAAGAGGUUAUUUUUAUUUAUUGUUUUAUACAUUGGGGUUCUGACUAUUUACUUGGAUGCUUUUGCAUAUUUUCAGCUUUUAAACCAUGAUACAUCACUUAAUAUCUUAUUGCAGUUUCUGGUUAUAUAGUCAACUCUCGAUAAUUCAAAAUUCAAGGGACUACCAGAAAACUUUGAAUUAUUGAGACUUGAGAUAUCGAGCAGUUUGAAUUAUCAAGAGAAAAGAAAAACAAUUUAAUUAUUAAGAGUUUUUCUUAUAUUUUUGAAAAUGUGUAUGAGCUUACAUAAAUUAUAUGUAUAAAUAGCCUCAUAUAAAAAAUGUUACUAGGAAAAUUUCGAAUUAUAAAGUGGAGAAGUGGGGUCUACCUCGAAUCGUAGAAAGUUCCCUGUCCCUCUUGUUACGAAAAGGAUUUUGAGUUAUCUAGCUAUCUAAAUAUAGAAUUUUUUUGAUUUAAUGAAGUUAACAGCUGAAGAGCUUAAAUUGUCAAAAAAUUCGAAUUAUCGAGAGUCGACUGUAUAUUGGUGACUUGAUUCCUAUUUAUGAAAGAUGUUUUUGAUCUAUAAUUUUUCAAUUUAAUUAUAGGUAUCAUUGAUUAUAAUUAUGGAACAUGUUCCUUUAUACUGUUUUUUAGAGUUAUAAGUUGUAUACAAAUUAUUAAUUUUUUCAUCACCUUUACUUAUAUUGUUUAAAUUUUCUGAAAAUACAUUUUUCAAGAAUGUUCUUUGCCAAAGGUGUUACUAUUUUUAUGUUACUAUUACUAUUUUUUCAUUACAAUAUUUGUUUUUAAUUUUUUGUUCUUAUUUUAUGUAUUUUUAUCAAUUCAUAAUCCAUCAUAUUAAUCUUUUUUAUUACUGGUUUUUAAUGGUGCUGUUCAAUAAUAAUUUUAACUGACAUAAUAAUUUUCAAAUUGUUGUAUUUUUUUCUAUUUAUUUAUAAAGGAGUAUUUCUAUAUUUUAUCUUCAUUUGGCCCCUUUAAUGAUUAUUAAAUGUUAUUCUAAACCAUAAUUACUCUUGGUUAGUGAUAUCACACCCAUUACAGUGUAAAUUUUGUAUUUUUGUUUAUGAUGUUUAUUUGAGAGCCUAUUUAUAUUAAACUAUUGGUGUGAUUAUUGAAAGAUAUGCCAGAGUGAUGACAUACAUAUAUAACAUUAAUAUACUAAAAACAAAUAGUUUGAAAAUAUUGAUAGAAUAAAUUCGUAGAUCAAGCUUAUAAAUAUCAAUGGAGUAAUGGAUAUUUAGAUGUAUCAAAAUUUUAUAGUUUUAUGAUGAUUGUGUUAUUUGUUAAAGAAACUAGAACAUUAUACAAUUUUUAAAUCGAUACAUUUUUACAUCAAUUUGUUACAUUGCGUUGAUGGAAAAUUUUGAAUAAAAUGGUAUAUUCUUUUUUUAAAUUAAUUGAAUAUACC